Molecule: messenger RNA, 3840 nt
Organism: Eucalyptus grandis
Lineage: Eukaryota; Viridiplantae; Streptophyta; Magnoliopsida; Myrtales; Myrtaceae
Product: G-type lectin S-receptor-like serine/threonine-protein kinase At2g19130
Exons: 1
Coding region: 241-2748 (835 amino acids)
Biological process (GO): protein phosphorylation; recognition of pollen
Molecular function (GO): protein serine/threonine kinase activity; ATP binding
Source: RefSeq, a predicted model, not a curated record
CCAAGUUGCAGUACUAGCGUCUUCUUCACUCUGGGAUAUGCUUCUCCUUGUCCACUGGUAUGAUGCCUGCUUAAAUGCUUCUAUCUAGGUACUCCAUGACAAUGCGCUAGUCUCAGUUGAAGUUUCCCCACGGCACUUUGCGCGUUUCUUGACCCGUUCUUCUUUGAGAUCUCUUUCCUCACCCUUGCUCCGAGCACAAACGAGUAUAUAUACUUUUCCCUGUGAAUCUUGUUUCUACACAUGUCCGCUCGAACCCUAUAUGGUACAGCCAUGGAUAGCAAAAACAGUAGUCCGUGGUCGUUCAUACUCCCAAUUUUCUUGCUUUGCUCAUCUCCGUACACCCACCUCUGUCUUGGCACAAACAAGCUCGAUGCGAAUCGAUCUAUAUCUGGUAAUCAAACCUUAACCUCCUCGGGUGGCCACUUUACACUUGGCUUCUUCUCGCCGGGUAACUCCACGUACUCCUACAUAGGCAUCUGGUACAACAAAAUCAGCGUGCAAACCGUCGUCUGGGUCGCCAACCGAGACAACCCUAUCACUGACAGGCAAUCCACUGAGCUGAAGGUCUCGGGUGGCAAUCUUGUGAUUGUUAACAACUCCGAAGUCCCCGUUUGGUCCACGAAUCUGACUGCUUCUUCAUCUGGAUCGAGCUCCAUGGUGGCGGUUCUUGAGGACGACGGCAACUUCGCUCUCAAAGCGGCUCCGACUUCUUCCGUGAUUCUGUGGCAGAGCUUCGAUUACCCAACGCACACGUGGCUUCCCGGUGCCAAAUUAGGGAUCGACAAGCGCAAAAACAGGAGUCAGCUCUUGACAUCAUGGAAGAACGCUGAGGACCCUUCGACAGGUUUGUUCUCUUUGGGUCUCCAGCCAUUCAGUGAGUACUACGUAAGGUGGAAUAAGUCUGAGCAUUACUGGAGCAGUGGGGCGUGGGACAAUCAGACGAAAAGUUUCUCUUGGGUCCCUGAAAUGAGAUUGAACUAUAUUUAUGAUUUCAUGUAUGUGGACAACGAGAACGAGAGCUACUUCGCCUAUUCAAUCAAAAGCUCCUUCAACACCAUAUCAAGGUGUGUGAUGGACAUUUCUGGGCAGCUCAAGAUGGUGUCCUGGUUGCCUUCCCAGGUGUGGACCUUGUUCUGGUCUCAGCCCCCGCAACAAUGCAAGGUGUAUAGACUUUGUGGGCCUUUCAGUGUUUGCAGCGAGCAGAGCGAAGAUUCGUGCAGCUGCUUGCAGGGAUUUAGCAUAAGCUCUCCAAUAGAUUGGAAUCGGAGUGAUUGGUCUGGUGGUUGCAAGAGGAAUUCGAACUUAAAUUGUGCAGCGAAUGCGGAGAAAGACUGUUUCUGGCCUAUGUCUAACAUGGAAUUGCAUGAUGCUCCCCAAUCCUUAGUUGCAGGGAGCGAUCUGGAAUGCCAAACUGCUUGUUUAAGCAAUUGCUCUUGCACGGCUUAUGCUUUUGAGGAUAAUGCCUGCUCAAUCUGGAUUGGGGAUCUCUUCAAUGUGGAACAGCUCAAACAAGGCACUACCCCUGGAAGGAGUUUCUAUGUCCGGCUUGCUGCCUCCGAAAUUAAGGAUCCCAGCAAGAAGAGUAAUGUAACCGCAACAGUGGCAGGGUCUGUUGGUGCCGCGGUAGCGAUAUUAGCCACUGUCUCAUUCGCCGUUUGGAGAUGGAGGAGUGGGGCAACUGUAACAACAAAAAUAGUGGAGGGUUCACUGAUAGCCUUUGCAUACCGGGAGUUGCAAGUAGCAACAAAGAAUUUCUCAGAGAAAUUGGGUGGGGGUGGGUUCGGUUCAGUUUUCAAAGAAACAUUACCUGAUUCAAGUCACAUAGCGGUCAAGAAGCUUGAAAGCAUAAGCCAAGGUGAGAAGCAAUUCCGAACGGAAGUAAGCACAAUCGGCACUAUCCAGCAUGUGAAUCUUGUCAGGCUUCGUGGAUUCUGCUCUGAAGGUGACAAGAGGCUGUUGGUCUACGAUUUCAUGCCAAAUGGUUCCUUAGGCUAUCAUCUCUUUCAUAGAAAGGACUCAAAGACCUUGGAUUGGAAAACGAGGUACCAAAUUGCUUUGGGAAUAGCUCGAGGUCUGGCUUAUCUCCAUGAGAAGUGCAGAGAUUGCAUCAUACAUUGUGACAUCAAGCCAGAGAACAUCCUUCUAGAUGCUGAAUUCUGUCCAAAAGUGGCAGAUUUUGGCCUGGCAAAGCUUGUUGGCCGAGAUUUUAGCAGGGUGUUGACAACCAUGAGAGGCACAAGAGGGUAUCUUGCGCCGGAGUGGAUCUCUGGAGUGGCCAUAACAGUAAAAGCUGAUGUUUAUAGCUAUGGGAUGAUGCUUUUUGAGUUUGUGUCGGGAAGGAGGAACUUAGAGCUAUCGGAAAAUGGGGCCAUCGAGUUCUUCCCAACAUGGGCUGCUAGCAAGAUAGCUGAAGGAGGUGACCUGCUUGAUCUUUUGGACCCAGACUUGGAGAAAAACGCUGAUACUGAAGAGCUAAAUAGGAUAUGCAGAGUUGCUUGCUGGUGUCUCCAAGAUGAGGAAACUCACAGGCCAACGAUGGGGCUGGUUGUUCAAGUACUCGAGGGGUUGUUGGAUGUGAACCUGCCCAGGAUACCGAGAGCCCUUCAACUGCUUCUUGAUAAUCAGGAGCAUGUAGUUUUCUUCACUGAGUCGUCAUCAUCGAACCAGAAUUCCCAGACGAGGAGUAAUACCUCAACUGCUUCCUUGCAGAACCCAAAUAGUUCAUCUUCGAUGAAGUCUGAGUCUUGAGGAUGAUAAGAUAAAUGCUUAGUACAAGAAGUGCUUCAGUUAUAUAGUGCAUAUGCUCCUCUGCUUUUUCUGUAGUCAAGAGCGAAUCUCAGCAUUUGGGGAUUGGCUUUCUUGGGGCUUUCUCCCCUAGCUAUUUAUGUUGCACAUAGACACAAGCAAGCUUGGAAUAAGUGCGCGGCCAGACCAGUUGUAAAGACCCUUCAUUCUAUAUAGUGAUCUGUUGUCUGCUUUUUGAGAUCCCAGGUGACAUUGGUAGUUCGCAUCGAAAACUGUCAUCUCCACGAGCCCGAGAGGGAGAGAGUGCGAGCGAGGGAGGAGGAGAAGGCACCCAGAUCCGCGAGUUGCAGGGAGAAAAAAUGGCUCGGACGCUGUCGACGGCCCACCGGGCCACCCACCCGACGCUGCAUCCCCUGUUGCGGUGAGCUAGGGUUGUCCGCCUUUUUUUGUUUGUUUGUUUGUGUGUGCUGGGGUCGUCGGGCCGGGACUCGCAGCUGCCGGCUUCACGCGAGUUCCGGGCCCCGACCGUCCGUAGUCUGCCUCCCCGCCUGUCCCCGCUGUUCGCCUGUUCAAAGCCUUGUUGCGAUCCCGAGUCCAAAGGGCUCUGCCUUGUCCUCCUCAACCGGUGCCCGCCAGUUGUUCGAUGGAAAUCCCAAGCGAGCGUCGUACCUGCAGUGACCGGCGGUAACGGGUGGCGACGGGAUCAGCUGCAACGGCCGGCCGAACGAAGGUCAAGGCGGUGCCGGCGAAGUCCGAGCUCGGACCGAGACGAGCUCGGCCGCCUCCGCCGCAGAUCGUCAGAUCUCAAGGGCUCCAGCGGCGAGGGAGAAGAUGGGCAGAUUCGGGUCAUUGAUCGUGUAGGUUUUUUGGAUUCAGGUCGCGGCUAAUGAGUCGGGUCGGACCCGGGUCUUUGUUCGGGUAGGGUUCCGCCUGGGUUGGGUUUGUACUAGGGGUGUAAGCGGGUCGGAUCGGGUCGGGUCUUGAUGUUACCCGACCCGAAACACAUUAAACUCGCAUAGGAAAUUCGGGUCGGGUCGGGUUUCCCUUUCUUUUCUUUUUUUGAGAGUCGAACGGGGGCAUUCAUCUUCAUUGUUG